This is a messenger RNA of Phytophthora infestans T30-4, 651 nucleotides long. Its product is annotated as amino acid/auxin permease-like protein. NCBI's taxonomy places the organism in Eukaryota, Oomycota, Peronosporomycetes, Peronosporales, Peronosporaceae. Bases 1 to 651 code for a protein of 216 amino acids. Gene Ontology annotation, biological process: amino acid transmembrane transport. The record is from RefSeq and is a predicted model, not a curated record. Gene Ontology annotation, cellular component: vacuolar membrane. Gene Ontology annotation, molecular function: amino acid transmembrane transporter activity. The transcript has 2 exons.
AUGGCCUGCAUCAAGAAGUUCCUCACCGCGGAGGAUCUCAAGAUGGCGCUCAAUAUUUUCUGCUGCGUCUACGGAAUUGGUACACUCGGUAUGCCCGGCAAUUUCUCGCGCGCCGGGCCCGUCCUGGCCGUCAUCGGUAUGGGUUUCAUGGCAUUUGCCAACGUGUGUGCAUCCGUGGCCAUCUGCCGCGUCAUGCUUUUGGCUCCCAAAAGUGUCAGGACCUACAGCGACCUGGGUGAAUGGUGCAUGGGCAAGUGGGGUCGCUGGCUUUCAGUCGUCUCGCAGAUGGCCUCGUGUCUUCUUGUGCCAUGCGUGCUUCUCGUGUUGGGCGGUACUCUACUGGACGGCCUCUUCCCAGACGCCUUCAGCACUAGCUACUGGAUCUGCUUCAUGGCGCUCAUGUGUCUACCCGUGUGCCUCAUUCCGACACUCAAGGAAGGUGCCGGUGCCGCCUUUGCCGGUUGCGCAGGAACGCUCAUUGCCGACGUCAUCGGCGUGGCCGUCGUCAUGUAUGGCAUGCGGGGACACCCAACGCCUCCGUCACCCGACAUCAAGUUCUCGCAGGUCGCGGGUAUCGUCAGCACAGCGAGCCUACACGCAUGCCUCGCGUGGUGUUCGCUACGAUGGCCUUUAUCUCGGUUUUGUUCCUGA